This is a messenger RNA of Cyanistes caeruleus (blue tit), 4832 nucleotides long. The record is from RefSeq and is a predicted model, not a curated record. NCBI's taxonomy places the organism in Eukaryota, Metazoa, Chordata, Aves, Passeriformes, Paridae.
AUGAGGAAUGUAUUCCAUGAGCAAUUUUUGAAGACAGUGCCAGAUUACCAUGUGGUUCAUCCAGCAAGAGUAGAUGCAAGUGGGCAUUUUCUUUCUUUUAAUCUACACCAUCACAUCUCAAGCCCAAGGAAGAAGAGACAUCUUGGAAAAAGUGAAAAUGUGGUAUAUUACAAAAUUAAUCAUGAGGAGAAGGAUCUGUUUUUUAACUUGACUGUCCACAUGGGAUUUCUUUCCCAUAACUACAUAGUAGAAAGGAGACGUGGAAACCACACCAGAGCGAAGAUUUCAACUCGCUCGGGAGUUCCUUGCCACUUCCUUGGCACAGUGUGGCAGCCUGGCUCUGGCAGUGGGACAGCAGCAAUCAGCACUUGCAGUGGCCUGACUGGAUACUUCCAUCUGCCCCAUGGGGAUUACUUCAUUGAACCCAUUAAAAAGCAUCCACACAAGGAGGGAACAUCCCAUCCUCAUAUUAUCUAUGGUGCAAAAAACCUUCAAAAUGCUUUAAGGAGAAGACGAGCCAUCCCGAUGGAAAAGGAACAAGCAUGUGGACUGAAUGAUACCCAGAGCUUUUUCAAACAGCAGCAGCAUUGGAGGGAGAGAUGGGAACAAAACCAUGCAGCUGCCAGAAGGGUUUCUCGGCGCUCUGUCAGCAAGGAGCGAUGGGUGGAGACGCUUGUGGUUGCAGACAGUAAAAUGGUUGAAUAUCAUGGAAGUGACCAUGUGGAGUCAUAUAUCCUCACUAUAAUGAAUAUGGUCACAGGGCUGUUCCAUGAUCCAAGCAUUGGCAAUGCCAUUCACAUUGUGCUGGUCCGGCUCAUCCUCUUUGAGGAGGUGGAGCAAGGCUUGAAGAUAGUGCACCAUGCUGAUAAGACAUUAGCCAGCUUCUGCAAGUGGCAGAAGAGUGUCAAUCCCAAGAGUGAUGUCAACCCCACACACCAUGAUGUGGCUGUCCUUCUUACCAGAAAGGACAUUUGUGCUGGCAUGAACCGUCCCUGUGAAACCUUGGGCCUGUCUCACCUGUCAGGCAUGUGUCAGCCUCACAGGAGCUGCAACAUCAAUGAGGACUCUGGCCUUCCCUUGGCUUUCACUAUUGCUCAUGAACUUGGACACAGUUUUGGAAUCCAGCAUGACGGAAAGGAGAACGACUGUGAGCCUGCUGGAAAGCGCCCGUACAUUAUGUCCCGACAGCUGCAGUAUGAUCCCACUCCACUCACCUGGUCACAGUGCAGCAAGGAGUACAUCACACGGUUCCUCGAUCGUGGUUGGGGAUUCUGUCUGGAUGAUAUCCCUCAAAAAGAAGUUCUGAAGUCCCCAGUCAUUGCUCCUGGUGUGAUCUAUGAUGUGCACCACCAAUGCCAGCUUCAGUAUGGUUCCAAUGCUACAUUCUGUGAAGAUGUGGAUAACCUUUGCCAGACGCUCUGGUGUUCAGUGAAAGGCUCCUGCCGCUCCAAACUGGACGCAGCUGCGGAUGGCACUCGGUGUGGAGAAAACAAGUGGUGCUUCUCUGGUGAGUGCAUUACAGUAGGGAAGACUCCCGAAGCAAUCCAUGGCGAGUGGGGCCUUUGGUCGUCCUGGUCCCAUUGCACAAGGACAUGUGGGGCAGGAGUUCAAAGCGCAGAGCGGCCAUGUGAUAAUCCAGAACCCCAGUUUGGAGGAGACUACUGCACCGGAGAAAGGAAACGCUAUCGCAUGUGUAACAUCAGCCCCUGCCACAAAGACUUGCCAACCUUCCGUCAGAUGCAGUGCAGUGAAUUUGAUACAGUUCCCUACCAGAACGAAUUCUACCACUGGGUUCCCGUUUAUAACACAGCAAACCCCUGUGAGCUCCACUGUCGCCCAGUUGAUGGCCAUUUUUCAGAGAAGAUGCUUGAUGCAGUCACUGAUGGUACUCCUUGCUUUGAAGGAAGACACAGCCGAGAUAUCUGUAUUAAUGGCAUGUGUAAGGCUGUUGGCUGUGAUUAUGAGAUAAAUUCCAAUGCAACAGAAGACCAGUGUGGAGUUUGCCUGGGAGAUGGCUCUGCUUGUCGUACAGUGAAGAUGAUGUUUAAUCAGAGUGAAGGAUUUGGAUAUGUUGACAUUGGGCUAAUUCCAAAAGGUGCAAGGGGAAUCAAAGUCAUGGAAGUUACAGAAUCUGGAAAUUUCCUUGCUGUGCGAAGCAAAGACCCAGAAAAAUACUACCUGAAUGGAGGCUUUAUCAUCCAGUGGAAUGGUGAAUACAAAGUGGCAGGCACAAUAUUUCAGUAUGACAGAACAGGAGAUCUAGAAAAUCUGACUGCUCCAGGACCCACCAAUGAAUCAAUAUGGAUUCAGCUGCUUUUUCAAGAAACUAACCCUGGAAUCGAGUAUGAGUACACUGUACGUAAAGAAGAAAGUAAUGAGAAUGAGAUUGGAGAGCCAGAGUAUUUUUGGCAAUAUGGAGAGUGGACAGCCUGCAGUGUUACCUGUGGAAGAGGCGUGCGGCGGCAGAUCGCCCACUGCGUGUGGAGGGGCAGCGGAGCCAUCAAGAACUCCUUCUGUGACCCAGCAACGCAGCCCAACGGGCGGCAGAAGAAGUGCCACCAGCAGGACUGCCCGCCCAGGUGGUGGGUAGGGGAAUGGCAGAAAUGUUCAACCACGUGUGGCCCAACAGGCCAGAAGAAGAGAACUGUACUUUGCAUCCAGACAGUGGGAUCUGAUGAGCAGGCACUGGAUGUCAUGGAGUGCCAGCACCUGCUUAAACCAAAGACCCAUCUGUCAUGCAACAGAGAUAUCUUGUGCCCGUCCGACUGGACUGUGAGCAACUGGACUGAGUGCACAGUCACUUGUGGUGGUGGAAUAAGGACUCGUAGUGUCACUUGUGCCAAAAAUAAUGAUGAGCCGUGUGAUAGUUCCAAGAGACCAAACUCUAAGGCCCUGUGUGGUCUUCAGCAAUGCCCUCAUGCUGGAAGAUUUCUGAUGCCCCCACAGGCACCCAGAAGAGGCAAGAUCAUAAUCAGAAAAACAACUGCUGAUCCUGAACGGAGUCUUCCUCGCAGAAUACCCAGACCAAACCCCAGGUUCCAUACAACAACAGAAACACCCAAGCAUGAAAGUGUAACUCCCUGUCUGCCUACGUCCUCUGGUUUGGUCAAUGUCUCAGGAAAAGAGGGAGCAGACAACAGGACAUUACAAAAUAAUUCUGCUGAAUCGAGUGAUGUUUACAAUUAUACAAUUGUUUCUACUGAAAAUAGCUCAUAUCAAAAUAGUACUUCAUGGCCUUUUCAUAACAGCUUAAGUACUGAAAUUAUAAGGCAUGCUGAAAACACUUCUAGAAGUGAGCCAGUUUCUACUGCAGAAAGUGAGAUGCAAAGAAGUGAGGAGACUCCUGUUUCCUCUUUUACCAGUAAUCCAGAAAUAACUUCCAGCUAUGACUACUUAACUGAGGAAUCUGACAGCACUGAUUGGCCACUUGGAGCCAGCAAGAAAACAGUUGAUCUCUUUUACAGCACAGAACUCAAUCCUGAAAUCAGGACCAGAAGCACAACCUUGGACACUGCCUCUCCUGUCUCUCAGAAUGAGAGUGUGACUUCUCAGUCCCCACCAGCAUCUCAUCACCCUUCUGUGCCUGCUCCUGUUAGCAGAGCAGCACAAGGGCUGCCUUUUCCAACAGCAGCACACUAUGUCAGCCUGCAAGUUGAUGUGCCUAUUGUAGAGGUAACUACCCCACAAGCACUGGUUACAGAAAUGCCCACAGAGCUUGGUCACCCACCGAGAGACCAGACUGAGAGCAGAGAAGAAAUAAAGCUGCCUGACACCAUAACUACCAGCACACAGUCCUCAGCUCCCAAGCAUGCUCUGAGCAACCAAAGUGCAGCAUCUGAGGGUGCUCUAAUGAAUGUCACAGACAACAGACACGUAAUAACAUCCAACAGUUUGCCCAGUGAUGCCUACUGGAUAGUAGGGAACUGGAGUGAGUGCUCUACGACCUGUGGAAUGGGCGCUUUCUGGAGACAUGUGGAGUGCAGCAGCAGGAACACAUCUCACUGUCAGGACAUGAAAAAGCCUGAUCCUGCAAGGAGGUGUUAUCUCCGCCCAUGUGCUAGCUGGAAAACAGGAAAUUGGAGCAAGUGCUCUGUGAAUUGCAGCGGAGGCUUCAAGACCCGAGACGUUCACUGCAUUGAUGUUCGGGAAAAGCGGCUGCUCAGGCCUUUCCAUUGCCAGCUACUCGGCUAUAAACCACAGUUCAACACUAGUUGUAACACAGAACCUUGCUUGCAAUGGCAUGUGGAGUCCUGGAGUGAGUGUUCGAGGACGUGUGGUGGUGGCCAGCAGGAGCGGCACAUCUCCUGCCCGCGGGAAGGGCACUGUGACUGGACCCAAAGACCUGACACCACUGUGUCGUGUAACAGCCAGCCUUGCACACAGUGGAUUCACCAGGCCUGGAGCCCGUGUUCUGUUUCUUGUGGAGGGGGAAUUCAGCAAAGAACCGUGGAAUGCAUGAAUACAGAAACUAAUGAAACUGAAGAUGACAGUAUGUGCACGGAUAAACCCAAGCCCACAAAACAUCAGAAAUGUAAUCUGCAAGACUGCAGGAAAAAUACAGGGCUGCCCUGCAGCAAAGACCAGCUGUCAGUUCACUUCUGCCAGAGGCUGAAAGGCAUUGGCAAGUGCUUGCUGCCAUCAAUACAGACUCAGUGCUGCUUCACAUGUAGAAUUAGAAGCAAAGCAAGACAUGGAGAUCAGCGAGGCUUCAAACAGCAAAAUUACACUAAAUCUAGAAGAAAACCACCUCAAAACCAAGGGAACAACAACCAAGCAGCUUGGCAGUAGCUGUUUCUUUUCUUGUUUCCUUGAAUAGAGCUUCUGUUUACAGG